This is a messenger RNA of Aedes albopictus (Asian tiger mosquito), 2702 nucleotides long. RefSeq names its product xaa-Pro aminopeptidase ApepP-like. The record is from RefSeq and is a predicted model, not a curated record. The transcript has 8 exons. Gene Ontology annotation, molecular function: metalloaminopeptidase activity. NCBI's taxonomy places the organism in Eukaryota, Metazoa, Arthropoda, Insecta, Diptera, Culicidae. The coding region runs from base 361 to 2379 and encodes 672 amino acids.
AUAGCGAUCAACAUUGUUAAGCUUGGCACGUGCUCCAACAGAUCACAUCAUCGUACAAUGUGGUCGUAUUUAUCGCCCGAGUCGCAACUUAACGACGUAAUGUAAUUCACAUCACGCACCUAUUAUUAUAUCGCCGCACUGCACUCUGUUUGUAAACAUUGCAGUCUAGAGAUCACCACACGCUAUUCUGCAUUGAAAUGAUCAUCUCUGAUCGUCGCGCCGGCUUGCCAGCCAGCUGAUCACAACCUAUGACUAAUGGUCGGCUGUCCUCCCUCUGUUUCGUUUUUCUAAUUUUCAGUGUCGACAAUUUUGGCACUUAUCCCAACGAUCGCAGCCACCACCGUUAGCCAACAAGGAUUGAUGCGAAGAACCAAGUGUCUAAAUCGGGAUCGCAUACAGGUAUACGAUGGACACGACAAAACGUUACACCAACGACUGACGGCUUUGCGCAACGAGAUGCGUACUAGGGCGUCGACCCAGAGUACGGAACUUGAUGCGUAUCUGGUAACUUCGUACGAUGAGCACAUGUCUGAUCAUCUUAUGGAAUCGGACGAACGGUUGAAGUUCUUGACCGGGUUCACUGGGACUACGGGCGAGGCCGUCGUGACCACAAAGUCGGCCGCCCUGUGGGUUGAUGCCAGGUUCUAUGAACAAGCGGACUUUGAGCUGAACUGUGAUUGGCGAAUUUUCCGCAGCGGAGAACAUCCUACAAUUUCGGAAUGGGUUUUGACUGAACUGAGUCCAGAAAGUCGACUAGGAGCCGAUCCACAGCUGGUGCCGCAUUCUCUAUGGGUUAGCCUGGAACGACAGCUCAACUCGGACUACAUCAAACUGAUCAAGAUUCAUCGCAACUUGGUAGACUUAGUGUGGGGCUCUCGACGGCCAGCGCCGAAGCUCAACUCCAUCAAGGUACAACCGUUGCGGUUUGCCGGUGAACACUGGGAAGUCAAGGUUAACAAGCUACGGUCUAAUUUGACGGCCAUGAGGUGUGAUGCAAUGAUCGUUACGUCGUUGACAGAAGUUGCCUACAUCUUGAAUCUUCGGGGGAGUGAUAUUCCGUACACGCCAGUGUUCAAGGCAUACCUACUUGUAAGCAACCGGGAGAUCAUCCUGUACACGAACAACACUCGCAAGAACAUGGGUCUGCUGAACCACCUCAAGUCUCACAGUUGUCACAAUGAGUAUUGUGUGCAAAUCAAGGAAUACCAAGACGUACUGCGGGACUUGCGGACGCUAUCUCAACAUUGGAAGCGCGUCCUCGUGCCAUCAGCGGUGGUCUUCGAUAUGGGUGCAUCGGAAGCGAUACACUCAGUGCUGCCUAGAGAACUGGUACUGGACAGGCCUUCACCGAUCAUUUUUCUGCGUGCGCAGAAAAACGAGGUCGAACAACAGGGCAUGAUCAAGGCGCACAUCCGUGAUGGAGCGGCCAUGUGUGAAGUUCUGAGUUAUUUGGAAGAAAGGUUCAUAGCCGGCGAUCACUUCACGGAGCUUUCCCUUGCUCGAGAAGUCGAUCGUAGUCGCAAAAUCCAAGAUCUUUCGGAAGGGCCGUCCUUUAAAACGAUCGUGGCAUUCGGUGCGCAUAGUGCCAUCCCGCAUUAUACGCCCAGCAAUCGCACGGACUUUGAAAUCACCGAAUAUGGGACCCUCCUGAUAGAUUCCGGUGGCCAGUAUCAGGACGGUACGACUGACGUCAGCCGGACGAUUCAUCUGGGUGAACCUCAUCCUGAUCAGAUCCGAGCCUACACAAAUGUACUGAUCGGGAUGAUACGGUUGUCCGUUCUGACGUUUCCGGAAAAUCUCAAGCCAGCCGAGUUGGAUGCUCUGGCCAGGGGUCCCGUCUGGGGAGAAAUGAAUGACUAUCCGCACGGGACGGGCCAUGGUAUUGGGUCGUAUUCCUCCGUUCAUGAGUCUCCCAUCAGUGUAGCUUACACAACGAAGCAGCGAUACAGUUUCAAAGAUGGAUAUUUCUUUUCAAAUGAACCUGGAUACUACAAAAAGGGAGAAUUUGGAAUACGUUUGGAAAACGUUCUACAGGUUCAUGAUACUGGAAAAGUUCAUCCGUCAGGCAACAAAUUCCUCUCAUUUGAGGAUAUCACUUUGGUACCUUUCGAACCUAAAAUGAUCGAUCGCUCGCUUCUGAGCGCUCCUGAGAUCAAAUGGAUCAACGACUACAAUGCUCGCAUCCGGCAGCUCGUAGGAGACGAGCUGAAACGCAAACAAAAAAUGGAGGCCUUCUACUGGAUGAUGAACAAAACGCGAAACAUUCCCGAGUAUCGGUCCGAAGCGGACUACGGAGCUGCUGGAUCUGUUUCGCUGAACUUCCGAGUCGUUGCCCUAGUACUAGCGACAAUCAUAACUAACAUUCUGUUUCUUGGAUAGACCACCUAGCCCAACGCCAUGUAUGUAGUUCAAAGCGUUUAACCACCUGUGCAGCUCUCUGUGCUCUGUCCAACUAUGGGAAGCAAACGAGUAACCCAUACUCACUCACCCACUAUCUCUCUAUCAAUGUAGCUACUUUCUCCAUACUGUCUGCUCGUAGGAUAGGCAUAGAAUAUAAGGAAAGAAAACUGUUCAUUAACUUAUUUAUUAAUAUUGUAUAAUUGGAUGAUCGAUGUUAUAGUUACCGAUGCGCAAGCAAGUGAUAUUUUACAAAGCCACUGAAAUUCAUUAGAGAUUAAACGAAUACUAGUCCGAACACGAAA